AUGUUUCUGCGAAGUUCUGCCACAUCUCCGUUUAUCCCCAAAUUGUCGAUCUUUAAGGUACUGUUCAUAUCAACGAUCCCGGAAUCUAUUCCCAAUGAUUACUCUCAUUUCAUCUCCAUUCUCGGAGCCUGCAAGACGACGGACCAAUUCAAGCAACUACAUUCUCAAAGCAUCACGGCAGGUCUAGAACCAAACCCAACAAUCCAAAAGAAGCUUUUGAUUUUCUGGUGUACUCGAUUAAGUGGCAACAUGGGUUACGCCUGCAAGUUGUUUGUGAAAAUACCUGAACCAGACGUGGUCAUGUGGAACAAUAUGAUCAAAGGUUGGUCAAGAGCCGAUUGUGACAGAGAAGGAGUUGGAUUGUAUUUGAACAUGUUGAAGGAAGGUGUGAUCCCGGAUAGCCACACGUUUCCGUUUUUGCUGAACGGUCUUAACCGGGAUGGAGCGUUGGGCUAUGGUAAGAAGCUGCAUUGCCAUGUUGAGAAAUUCGGAUUAGGUUGUAACCUUUAUGUGCAGAAUGCUCUUGUUCAAAUGUACUCUUUGUGUGGACUGAUGGAUAUGGCUCGUGGGGUUUUCGACAGGAGAUGUAGAGAGGAUGUGUUUUCUUGGAACUUGAUGAUCUCUGGGUAUAAUAGGAUGAAAAAGUAUGAAGAAAGCGUGAAACUUUUCGCCGAGAUGGAGAGAAAAUUUGUUUUCCCAACUUCUGUUACUUUACUUCUUGUUCUCUCUGCUUGUUCUAAGGUAAGGGAUAAAGAUCUCUGUAGGAGGGUUCAUGUGUAUGUGAAGGAACCUAGUUUGAAGCUGGAGAAUGCUUUGGUUAAUGCAUAUGCUGCGUGCGGGGAAAUGGAUGUAGCAGUAAGGAUUUUCAGGAGUAUGAAGACGAGGGAUGUGAUUUCUUGGACAUCAAUCGUGAAAGGGUUUGUGGAGAUAGGGAAUCUAGAGCUGGCAAGGACAUAUUUUGAUGAGAUGCCAGUGAGAGACAGAAUCUCGUGGACUAUUAUGAUCGACGGUUACCUAAGAGCUGAUUGCUUUAACGAAUCUCUGGAGCUUUUCCGUGAGAUGCAAAAUGCAGGCAUGGUACCUGAUGAAUUCACCAUGGUUAGUGUUCUCACGGCUUGUGCUCAUCUAGGUGCGUUGGAGAUAGGUGAAUGGGUUAAGACGUAUAUAGACAAGAACAAGAACAAGAUCAAGAACGAUGUUGUUGUAGGGAAUGCUUUGAUCGAUAUGUAUUUCAAAUGCGGGUGUGCUGAGAAAGCAGAGAAGGUUUUCCAUGGAAUGUGUCAGAGAGAUAAAUUCACAUGGACAUCUAUGGUUGUUGGUCUUGCUAACAAUGGACAAGGUCAAGAGGCUGUUAAAGUUUUCUUCCAAAUGCAGGACAUGUCGAUACAGCCAGAUGAGAUUACGUACCUCGGUGUACUCUCUGCUUGUAACCAUAGUGGAAUGGUAGACCAAGGGAGGAAUUUUUUCGCAGAGAUGAGAAGCGACUGUAGGAUUGAGCCGAGUUUAGCACAUUAUGGAUGUAUGGUUGACCUGCUUGGUCGAGCUGGGCUGGUCAAGGAGGCUUAUGAGAUUGUUAAGAACAUGCCGAUGAAUCCAAACUCGAUUGUGUGGGGAGCUUUACUUGGUGCUUGCAGACUUCAUAAUGAUGAACAAUUGGCUGAACUCUCAGCUAGGAAGAUUCUGGAGUUGGAACCUGAUAAUGGGGCUGUUUACUCUCUGUUAUGCAAUAUAUACGCAGCUUGUGAAAGAUGGGAGGAUUUGCGAGAAGUGAGAAGAAAGAUGACGGAGAUAGCAACCAAGAAGACACCAGGGUGUAGUUUGAUUGAGGUAAAAGGUGUUGCUCACGAGUUUGUUUCUGGAGACAAAUCACAUCUUCAAUCAGAAGAGAUUUAUGUGAAACUUGAAGAAAUGGCUCAAGAGUUGACAUUUGCAGGGUGCUUGCCUUGUACUCCCGAAUUAUUGUUGGAGGCUGGGUAA
Microthlaspi erraticum is the source of this 1977-nucleotide messenger RNA. NCBI's taxonomy places the organism in Eukaryota, Viridiplantae, Streptophyta, Magnoliopsida, Brassicales, Brassicaceae. The record is from the annotation of a GenBank genome assembly.